This is a messenger RNA of Macroventuria anomochaeta, 501 nucleotides long. RefSeq lists its product as uncharacterized. The transcript has a single exon. Bases 41 to 439 code for a protein of 132 amino acids. Lineage: Eukaryota; Fungi; Ascomycota; Dothideomycetes; Pleosporales; Didymellaceae. The record is from RefSeq and is a predicted model, not a curated record.
AUCUUGCCUUGGAUUCUGUGUAACUGGUCUGGCUGUUGUGAUGCACGCCUUUGAGUACCUGCGGCUAAACCCUCAACAUUGUCAGCACGGAGCUGUGAUAAAUAGCUGUGAUAACAGCAGUUUUGCACCCCCAACUUGUAUGGUCGACUCACUGUCAACAUCACCACUUUACAUCAAUUUCAUCAUUUUAAUUAUCUUCUCUGCCUCAGCGCUACAUUGUAGCACACUUUUGACCCCAUUGGAGCAGUCUUGGUUGGGAUUUAAGGGAUGGAGUUCUACUGGCAUGCACGACCGUCUGCAGUGCAAACAACAACAACAACAACAACAGACAUCACGCCCACCCAUCAAGCACUGCACUCAUACUACUCUAUCAAAGAUGCAAUCUGCUAUCUGGCUGCGUAUGCUGUCAUUGUCUGCAAGCAACAUGCUACAGCAGUAAAGAAUCUUGCGACCGAUCAGUGAUCAGUACAAUAAGUAAUCAGUACAAUCAGUAAUCAGUAC